Molecule: messenger RNA, 2081 nt
Organism: Arachis duranensis
Lineage: Eukaryota; Viridiplantae; Streptophyta; Magnoliopsida; Fabales; Fabaceae
Product: probably inactive leucine-rich repeat receptor-like protein kinase At5g48380
Exons: 2
Coding region: 14-1870 (618 amino acids)
Biological process (GO): protein phosphorylation
Molecular function (GO): ATP binding; protein binding; protein kinase activity
Source: RefSeq, a predicted model, not a curated record
AUGACCAUUUGAAAUGUUGAAAAUGAAGCAAGGAAGUAUGAGUCCUAAAACAAGAAUGGGAAUUACUAUUACUAUUCUCAUCUUCACCCAAAUCUUGCUCUGCAUUCAUGCUACUGAAACAGAUAUAUUCUGUUUAAAAUCCAUCAAGGAUUCCUUAGAAGAUCCAUAUAAUUUCUUAGCUAGCUGGGACUUCAACAACAAAACCGAAGGUGUCAUUUGCAUUUUUGUGGGUGUUAACUGCUGGAAUCCCAAUGAAAACAGAGUGCUAGGAAUCGACCUGUCAAACAUGAGGCUGAAGGGCCAGUUUCCGCGGGGACUUCAUAAUUGCACUUCAUUAACUGCCUUAGACCUUUCAUCAAACAGCUUAUGGGCACCUCUCCCCUCUGAUAUUCAUACAUUACUCCCCUUCGCUGUCUCCAUUGAUCUCUCCAACAACCACUUCAGCGGACAGAUUCCACCGUCUCUCGCUAGCUGCACUUACCUGAAUGUUCUCAAGCUUGAUGGCAACAUGCUCAGUGGUGGAAUCCCGGGUCAACUUGCGGCGCUUCCCAGGAUCCGAACACUGUCUUUUGACAACAAUAAGUUGUCAGGGGAAGUUCCUAACUUGGCAUAUGGUUCGGUAAGUGUUAGCUAUGCUAAGAAUAGGGGGCUUUGUGGAGGGCCCUUGGAACCAUGCUCCUUCGACGGAGGAGGAGGGCUUAUUAUCAUGGACCAAUCCUUCAAGGAUGGCCUUUUUGUUGGUUUUGCAUCAUCCUUUAGUUUUCUUCUUGCGUGCAUCUUUUUCCUUUCAAAUAGUUACUGGGCAAAAUUAUUGAAGUGGAUCAACCACAAUAAAGGUGUAGAACUAGUCAAAUAUGUGUGUUCCAUCAUCACAGGGAGAAAGCUCGGAAUAGAAGCUGAUCAGAUGCCUCAAUUGCAGGAGAAAGGAAGCCAAAAGAUAGCUCUACUACUGGAAAGAUUAACAUCCACUAUGAAGUUUGAAGAACUAAAUGAUGCAACAGACGGAUUUUCUAUAAACAAUGCAAUUGGGUUUGGAAAGAUGGGAAUAAUGUACAAGGGAAAAUUGGCUAACGGUUGGCACCUAGCCAUUAAGAAACUAACUGAUUCUCAACAAUUUGGGAGACGAGUUCUUAUAGAAAUAAGGAUUCUAGGUAAGCUCCGACACAGAAACAUAGUUCCCCUGCUUGGGUUCUGCAUCGAAAACGAUGAAAGGAUUCUGGUGUACCCGUAUUUCUCAAAUGGAAGACUCUCGAAAUGGUUGCACCCUUUGGAAACUGAGGCUAUGAUAUUGACAUGGCCACAGAGGAUUAACAUUGCACUAGGUGUGGCUAGAGCCUUAUCUUGGCUCCAUCAUUUAUGCAAUCUGCAUGUGGUGCACUUGAAUAUUUGUUCACGGAGUAUCUUGCUAGAUAAGAAUUUUGAACCCAAGUUAUCCAAUUUUGGAGAUGCCAAGUUUUUGAACCCCAACAACCAUGAGAGUCUAGGCAUGUCGUUUUAUAUCAAGGAUGGGAAGAAGGAUGUUUAUGAUUUUGGUAAUGUAAUUUUUGAGUUGGUCACGGGAAAAUUAUAUGAGGAAUUGGUGGAGAGUUCAUGUAACAAUGCUAAUCUAUCUCCUAAUCCUUCAAGUUUUUAUAGUGCAAUUGAUAAGUUUAUUAUUGGUGAAGGGUUUGAAAGUGAAGCGUUUAUGCUCAUGAAGAUUGCUUGCGAGUGUGUUCAGCCUUUUCCAGAACAAAGACCAACAAUGGUUCAAGUCUACAACAAAAUGAGCAGUCUAUGGGAAGAGAGACAUGAACUUUGCGGUGAUUCUAACACUUGCACGCGAUCAGAGAGUUUUUCUGCUACUGACCGUGAUGAAUUUGUUGAAUUAUAACCAUAGUUGUCGUAGACUUUAAUAUAUAUUAUAAUAUUUUAUUUUCUUUUGGCCCCCAUUUGCUGUAAAACUUGUUCUUGGAUCUUGCAAUACUCCACCGGUGAACUCAGAAGGCAUGGCACCAUCACAUUCAGGAUCUAUCUCUUUAGUGUUCCCUCCACUUUGUCAACUCUGCCCAAUUUGUAUGUUUAAAAUUUAAAUCUCACUAUUA